This is a messenger RNA of Triticum aestivum (bread wheat), 1559 nucleotides long. RefSeq lists its product as uncharacterized. Gene Ontology annotation, molecular function: ubiquitin binding; cysteine-type deubiquitinase activity. Lineage: Eukaryota; Viridiplantae; Streptophyta; Magnoliopsida; Poales; Poaceae. The coding region runs from base 10 to 1428 and encodes 472 amino acids. Gene Ontology annotation, cellular component: nucleus. The record is from RefSeq and is a predicted model, not a curated record. Gene Ontology annotation, biological process: protein K48-linked deubiquitination. The transcript has 10 exons.
CCUUUGUAAAUGGGCCGGCGCAGCCGUUGGUGCGUUCGGACGCUGAGAGCGUCAUAUAGGGCCUCCCCUUGCCACCCUCACAAAAUCUCGCGCUGUCUUCCCGUUCCCCUACCUUCCCGUCCCCUUGCCCUUUCCGUUUCCCGCCUCCCCCAACCGCAUAGAAUGGCCGGCUCCGGCGGCUCUCCCGACGCCGACGAUCCCAAUUGCGGCGGAGCUGGGGCUGAGCCCUCCAGGACUCCUCAAGAAUCCGACGACUGCUACUCCGCGCCCGCCUCCCCUCUCAGCACUCGCCCGUCCGGUCAGCCCCCGGGGACCUCGGUCGUCGCCAACGAGGGCUCCGCCUCGUCCUCCGCCACGGGAUCUGAUGAAGACGACGUGCCCACAGACAGGUACAAGAACCCCGCCGCCGCUUCCUUCCUCUUGGGACCGUCGAGCAGCACCAUGGGAGCGUCCUCCUCCUCCUCCUCGGACAGCUGGAUCGGCAGCGACCGUACGUGCGGCGGCGCCUCGACCUCCAGCUCUCUGGACGCCUCCAACUACAGGGAUCUCUACAGGGAUCCACCCUCUGAGUGGAUGUAUAAUCAGAUUCUGGAAGCUCCUUUUUGGAGUCACGAGGCAUGUGAUGCUGCGAGGGCUUCUUGGAGAAACGAGUACGAGGCUUGUGAUGAUUUUUCUAUGGUUUUGCAGACAUCACAAAAUGGCUGCAAAAAAAUUCUUCAAAAGGAACCUUUAUCAUCUCUACCGCAUGAGUUUGAAAACGAAAUUAUGAAAGAUAAGGCAAAAAAGCUUUCGGCUAAUUACUCUGAAUAUCGGAAAGUACCUGGAGACGGGAGUUGCUUUUACAGAUCGUUCAUAUACUCAUACCUGGAGCAGCUUGUGAAAGUAUCUCACGAGGAGGAGCUACGUUUACUUGGUGCACUUGAAACUAUGUGGGAGAAGUUCCAAAGGCUUCGUUUGCCCGGUUCAUAUUCAGAUCUUCGUGAUGCUUUUGUGGGCUUUAUACUGGAAUGUAUGGAACAAAAACAAAAACUGUCAGUAAGUGCCUAUCAGGAGUGGCUUUUCCAGGAGAGUCAAAAUGAGCAGAAGUUUGCGAACAUGCUUUUGUAUCUUCGACUUGUGACAGCUAUUGAGAUAUGCACUGAGGUUGAACAGUUUAAGGCAUUCAUAGCCGACCUUGAUCAAGGAAAGCCCGAUGCAACAAAGUACUGCCUGGAGGAGGUUCUCCCAGUGGAGGAAGAUGCACAACAAGUGAAUCUCACUGCGCUCACCAAUGUCCUACAGGUGCCACUUCGAGUUGUUAACAUUGACGUUUCACCGAUUGAGGAGCCUAACAUCCACAUCAUCUACGAGUCACCAGAUUCCUCGGUUCCUACUGUGACACUACUUUAUAGACCAGGGCAUUAUGAUAUCAUCUACGAGAAGUCAUAGCUGUAGAUUGUAGUAACAGAUAUCAUAUGACAUGUUGCAGGAGAGUUGCUGGCCGCGUUGCGAUAUACUCUAUACAUGUAAAUAACUCUUGUUGUGUACAUCAGCUGCACAUAUGCACUAUUACUGUUUUC